Messenger RNA from Theileria equi strain WA, 489 nucleotides. RefSeq lists its product as hypothetical. Bases 114 to 473 code for a protein of 119 amino acids. The transcript is spliced from 4 exons. Lineage: Eukaryota; Apicomplexa; Aconoidasida; Piroplasmida; Theileriidae. The record is from RefSeq and is a predicted model, not a curated record.
AAUACUUAUAAACUUUACAAAGUUUUAAAUAUUGUUUCAGAACUUUGUAAACAGGCUCUGGAUAUUAAACAAAAGGCUCUAUACUCACCAAGUGAAGUCUUUAUCUCAAUAAGAUGAGAAACUACGUGAUGAAAGAUAUCUAUAGGAGAGCUGUCCAGCAUUUUGGCAGUGAAAACUACCGCAAAGCCUUCAAUUGUACUCCAUAUCUAUCCAUACUCCAAGCAGACUACAGAUCCAGAAGGAACCCUAUAUCGCUAAGAGUUGGUACAAUCGAAGAAUUGCGUGAAACACUCAAACUCCAAAACAGCAAGCCUAAUGCCAUAACCGAAUCGUUUUCUAGUGUCAACACGAUUGAGUCUUGCCUAGUGGAAGAGUGCUUUUGGAGGUGUAUCGAUGGCUACAAGUCUAUGGUUCCAUUACUACAGCAAUUCUCCUGGCUCGCCUUGAGAAUCCAUAGUACCAUAAAAGCUUAAGUGUUCUCCAUUUUUG